This is a messenger RNA of Malus domestica (apple), 842 nucleotides long. The record is from RefSeq and is a predicted model, not a curated record. Lineage: Eukaryota; Viridiplantae; Streptophyta; Magnoliopsida; Rosales; Rosaceae.
UCCUCAUGAUCUUCACUGUCUCAUCGGCCCUCGACAUGUCGAUCAUCUCCUACGACAGCAACAACCACCUCGGAGACAACAAGUCGUUGGGCAGCUGGAGGACCGACAAUGUGGUGAUGUCGAUAUACGAGGGGUGGCUGGCGGAGCACGGAAAGGCAUACAAUGCUUUGGGAGAGAAGGAGAGAAGUUUCCAGAUCUUCAAGGACAACCUUAGGUACAUCGACGAAAAAAACUCCAAGAACCUUAGCUACAAGCUCGGUCUGAACAGGUUCGUCGAUCUGUUGAACGAGGAGUACCGGAACACUUACCUCGGCGCCAAGACCCGGGCACAGAUGAAGCGGGUGUCCAACAGAAACAUCAAGAGCGACCGAUACGCGCCACAUGUAGGCGAUUCGUUGCUUGACUCCGUUGAUUGGAGGAAGGAGGGCGCGGUGAGUCCAGUCAAAGACCAAGGCAGCUGCGGGAGUUGCUGGACAUUCUCAACUAUCUCCGCCGUGGAAGGUAUCAAUAAGCUAGUCACCGGCGAUCUCAUCUCCUUAUAUGAGCAGGAGCUGGUAAACUACGAUAGAACGUACAAUGAAGGCUGCAAUGGAGGUCUUACGGACUAUGGCUUCAAGUUCAUCAUCAAUAAUGACGGCAUUGAUAGCGAAGAGGACUAUCCUUACAAAGGAUAUGAUGCCACAUGUGACACCUACAGGACUCCAAAAUUGAUAUUUUCCACAGGUUUCUUGAGCUCCAGUCCGCGCUCGAAGGGUCCGUCCCGGGAAAGGUCUCUGUUCCGCCGGUAGAGUUGCCACCAAGUUCUACGCUGUUGAAGCUGGAUUAUGAGGAGAUAUUGAAUG